This is a messenger RNA of Anolis carolinensis (green anole), 1557 nucleotides long. It is a transcript of the gene arl6ip1, whose product is annotated as ADP ribosylation factor like GTPase 6 interacting protein 1. The coding region runs from base 32 to 727 and encodes 231 amino acids. Gene Ontology annotation, cellular component: Sec61 translocon complex; membrane. The record is from RefSeq and is a predicted model, not a curated record. The transcript has 6 exons. Gene Ontology annotation, biological process: cotranslational protein targeting to membrane. Lineage: Eukaryota; Metazoa; Chordata; Lepidosauria; Squamata; Anolidae.
GAGGCCGAGCGGGGCUUGGUUACCCCGACCAAUGGGAGGCGCGGUGAGAAGAGGCGGGGCGGGGCUUGGCGUUCUCGGGGGCGGAGGGCGGUUGGGCCUGGCGAAGGCGGACAAGAUGGCGGAGGGCGACAACCGGAGCACCAACCAGCUGGCUGCUGAAACAGCUGGUUUGGAGGAGCAGUUGCAAGGAUGGGGCGAAGUGAUUUUAGUGACCGACAAAAUCCUUCGCUGGGAAAAAGCAUGGUUUCCACCUGCCAUCAUUGCUGUAGUUUCCUUCAUUUUUCUGAUGAUCUACUACUUGGAUCCAUCUGUUCUUUCAGGUGUUUCUUGUUUUGUUAUGUUGCUCUGUUUGGCUGACUAUCUGGUGCCUGCUCUUGCUCCUCGGAUUUUUGGUUCCAGUAAGUGGACUACCGAACAACAACAACGAUUUCAUGAAAUCUGCAGCAACCUGGUAAAAACGCGGCGUAGGAUUGUCGGUUGGUGGAAGCGCCUUUUCACAUUUAAGGAGGAGAAGCCAAAAAUGUACUUCAUGACAAUGCUGUGUUCUCUGGCUGUGAUUGCUUGGAUAGGACAGCAAGUUCAUAAUCUCCUCCUCACCUACCUUAUUGUGAGCUGCUUCUUGUUGUUUCCUGGAUUAAACAAACACGGAAUCAUCUCCAAGUAUGCCGGGAUGGCGAAAAGGGAGGUCAACAAACUCCUCAAGCACAAAGAGAAGAAAAACGAAUGAAGCUCUGUUGCGCCGAUUUUGUGUUCUGGGAACAAUUUAAUGAAUCCUUGUGUGUUUAAUAGUAUAGAAGUGUUUAUUUCAGUAAUUGCCUUUUAACCUUAAAUGGGGUUCCUUCUUCUACAGUUUAAGUAGAAACCGUGUGGUCUUUCAGUCGCACGUGAAUACAGUCUGCUACACAGGUGGGCAGUGUGGCUAAGCCACACCAUAAUGUGAUAAGGUUGUUCAUCAAUAAUAAUUGGUGGUGGUAUUUGUAUGGAGAUAGCCUUUGCUUGGAAAUACUAGCUUAAAAAUAAACCUCUCUUGUUUUUAAGCAUUUUUGAAGAUUCACUGGACUGUCCAUAGAUUUAUGAUAACAUCGAGAAACUUAGGAAGUUCUGCGCCAUGGGCAAUUUAUAUAAACAGGGCUCCUCAACUCUAGUUAGUACCCAAACUGUCAUUCUUUCUGUAUACAACCUACUGCACUGAAACUGUACGGAAAACGAAAAUUAGGAUGCAUGAACAGUCUACUUCCUUGCUUGUUAUUUAAUUUGUGAUACGUAGUUUUGAUAUUGUGCAGCGUGUCUUGAGGAUUUUUAAUGUCUGUAAACAAAAUCAUGUUGGAAAUACUUGAUGUAUCCCAUGUCAGCGAGUCUCAGUAGUUAUUUGUGUUUUCUUAAUGCUGUUUUGUUUUUACUAAUAAUUCACUUUUCUUAAGUAAAAGAGUUGUAACCUGUUAACACGAUAAGCAUCUUAAGCUGGUGUUUGAAAGACACAUUUCUGUCUUAAUUGUAAAUGGAUAAGCAGUGUUGUUGUUGGUUUAAAGAAAUAUAGAAACGUUGGGAAACCUUGAA